Molecule: messenger RNA, 455 nt
Organism: Marasmius oreades (fairy-ring Marasmius)
Lineage: Eukaryota; Fungi; Basidiomycota; Agaricomycetes; Agaricales; Marasmiaceae
Exons: 4
Coding region: 51-455 (134 amino acids)
Source: RefSeq, a predicted model, not a curated record
CUCAGCCGCAUCCAACUUCUCUCAAAACGCCUCUGCUAAACAUUUCAACGAUGUCCUCCCAUUACAGGCUCACUGUCUUCAUCUCCGAAGAUGCUUUCCCCGCACUCAAGAAGGCUGGAUACAGACUUUGCAUCGCAAAAGAAGUUAAUGGCAAAUACGAUGUCGCCUUCCAAACUGUAAAGGAAAUCGUGUACCAGAACGACUUUGAGUUCGAGGAGCGCUUUCGAAUCUUCGGGACAAAGCAGUUUGAAGUUGGUGAAACCGCACAGCCCUUCACCAGAAGAGUGCCCAUUUUGUCAGGCCGGGAAGUUACCUUGGACGUUGACGGCGCUUUCAGCGAUGUGUCUGGGCCUGUAGAUCCGUCAAAGCCAUUCACGGUCCACAACCAGAUUCUAUACGGUAUCGGACACCUCGUACAGGACACCUCAAGGUUUAAUCGACUCUUUGACAAGUAG